AUGGCUGAAGAUUUAAGAAAUUACAAACUGCAGUUGCAGCAGGUGGAAGCAGCGUUACUCACCGACUCUCAAAAUGAAGAGCUGCUUAAAUUAAAGACGGAUUUGGAAGAAGUAAUUGAGUUGACACAAGAUCUAAUAAAAACUCAAGAUGGAGACUCUAAAGUGCCUGAUAUUCAUGGUACUAGUAAUGAUGAUGAUGUUACAGCGUCGCUGCUGGCAGCCGAGAGGGGAGACCACGAGGGACCUAUGUCCAAAUGGAGGGUAGGUGAGAAGUGCUUGGCCAAAUGGAGAGCUGAUGGCAUGUUUUACGAGGCUCUAAUAGAAGAAGUGUCUGCAGACAUUCUCAAAGUAAGGUUUGAUGGUUAUACAACUUCGGAGGCAGUCUCAGUUAAUGAUGUGAAGUUAUUAGGUAUAGGUGUGAAAAGACCGCACAGUGGGGACGAGGGAAAGCAUGGCAAAGGUUACAAUAGAGAGUAUCUUAAAAAGAAAAAACAAAAGAAGCAACAGAGAUUUAAACAGAUUGAGGAAGAACGGGAAAGUGAGAAAAACAAGUGGCUAAAUUUCCACACAAAGGCUGCAAAGAAACCUGGAGUGCGGAACAAAAGUAUAUUUGCUUCCCCAGACAAUUUAACUGGUAGAGUAGGCAUUGGCACAUGUGGCAUCUCUGGAAAACCUAUGACUGAAUAUACUCCAGGUGAAAAAUGGAAGAAAGGCGGAUAAUAGCGUAAUAAAUUGUAGCAUAAUAUUUAGUAUAAGGUAUGAUUAUUCUUUAUUUUAAUUAUUGAUUUAUUGUUCAGUCAUAGGCGUCAUAUUGUAAUCUUUAAAGCAGCAAAUAAUUACUAAACAAAAUAAGUAAAUAUUUUUCCAAAAUUCAAAAUAUAAAAGUUUUUAAUAGAUAAUCCCAAGACGAUAAUCGCAGAUAGCAGGUCACGAACAGCAGCGGUAGAUUGCCGACAACAUUAUUGUUAUAUAUAAAAUUGAAUCAGAGUAUAACUAUUUAAAGUAGUAGUCUAAAAGAUGCUGUGGACUGUACAACUCCGAAUGCAAUGGUAGGUUGCUGUUGACACUAAAUUUCUUAUGCAAUCGUCUACAACACUGUUGACUGCUGCUACUGAUACAUUUCUAUUGUUUUACCUGCAUUCCUCCACUAUAGUCAGCAGCGUUACUUGGAAUAAUAGCAUUAUGAUAUUUAUGAUUGAUGAUUUUUAGUUAUGUUCACCAUAAUUAUGUACAAAUGCUUUUCAAAUAAAGGUGUUCACAAAAGUGUUGUGUGUGUUGGUAUGUACAAUGUUUGAAGAAUUAGAAAAUUAGUGAGAAUUUGCAUAACUGGAAGUUUCUUUAUAUUUGUAAGGAC
This is a messenger RNA of Hyposmocoma kahamanoa, 1354 nucleotides long. RefSeq names its product survival of motor neuron-related-splicing factor 30 (gene Spf30). Lineage: Eukaryota; Metazoa; Arthropoda; Insecta; Lepidoptera; Cosmopterigidae. The transcript is spliced from 4 exons. Gene Ontology annotation, biological process: mRNA processing; regulation of alternative mRNA splicing, via spliceosome. The coding region runs from base 1 to 720 and encodes 239 amino acids. Gene Ontology annotation, cellular component: precatalytic spliceosome; cytoplasm; nucleus. Gene Ontology annotation, molecular function: RNA binding. The record is from RefSeq and is a predicted model, not a curated record.